AUGGCGAAACAACGAGCGCCCAACUUCACGCUGCCAGAAAAUAUUAUCCUCGCUCAUUUGAUGGGAGAGGACUACUCAAAUUUUGGUAUGUCCAGGCAUAAACUGGACAGGCAUAGGUUUACCAGCCAAAUUUCUAGCUCUGUGAAAAAGGAAAUGUGGGGAAAUGUUGAGACCGCCUUCAAUUCCAACAGUACGGGUACUCAAAGAAAAGGCAGUGACCUAGAAAAGAAAUGGGAGAAUCUUACAUCUACCCAAAGAGGAAUUUACCAAGAUCAUCAGCGCAUGCUGACAUUGACUGGAAGGCCUCCCUUCAACUCCAAAUGUACCAUCCUCACCGAGGCGGUAAUGAACGUUAUCGGGAAAGAGGGAGUGGAUGUUAUGGGCAUUGGGCCCAGCAGCCUAUACACAUCUAUGCUGCAAUUGACUCAUAUGCGUGAUAAUGAUCAGCAAGAUACUGAAAACAACAUGACCACGUGCACCUCAAGUUGCAGUCACUGCAGUCUGCAUGAGAUUAAGCGUCUGAAAAAGAGGAAGCUAGAACUUCAAAUACGGUUCUAUGAGGCCCAGUUGGCGCGAUUGGGCGAGGAGUAAAAAUAAUAAUAAA
Messenger RNA from Dreissena polymorpha, 604 nucleotides. RefSeq lists its product as uncharacterized. The record is from RefSeq and is a predicted model, not a curated record. NCBI's taxonomy places the organism in Eukaryota, Metazoa, Mollusca, Bivalvia, Myida, Dreissenidae. The transcript is spliced from 5 exons. Bases 1 to 591 code for a protein of 196 amino acids.